Messenger RNA from Geodia barretti, 502 nucleotides. The record is from the annotation of a GenBank genome assembly. NCBI's taxonomy places the organism in Eukaryota, Metazoa, Porifera, Demospongiae, Tetractinellida, Geodiidae.
AAGCCAUGACGAAUCGAACGGACCGUGAAUGAACGAUUUUGGCCGUCGUACUCCUGGGCUAUGUCGCCACGAAUGAAGCUACCUUUCACACGAUUUGUACUCUGCCUACUGUGCUCGUGAUGCCAAACUACUGUGUUGUCUGUGGGCUCUCUAAGUCAAGUGACCCUACCAUAUCACUAUUUCGUCUACCUAAAGAACCAGGGAGGAGAAAAUUGUGGCUAGAUAAUCUUGGUUUUUGAUGAACAAGGUGUAACUACAGAAUCUCGUGUAUGCUCGAGACAUUUUCGUGAUGGAAACCCCCCAAAAUGCUCCCUCUCUCGACAUCGGAAAGGAAUUUUCCGAGAGACCAACCAACAUAACACCUAGAGGAAAACGCCAUGCUUCACGUGAGAUAGCUAAAGUUCAGUUAGCUAAACGUUCUUGUACUCAUACAUCUCCUACAUCAGCUGUGUCACCUACAAGUAGUCUCCCAUCUCCACUAUCACUAGCCUCUACACCUUCA